Molecule: messenger RNA, 463 nt
Organism: Zerene cesonia (dogface butterfly)
Lineage: Eukaryota; Metazoa; Arthropoda; Insecta; Lepidoptera; Pieridae
Exons: 3
Coding region: 118-411 (97 amino acids)
Biological process (GO): spliceosomal snRNP assembly
Cellular component (GO): SMN-Sm protein complex
Source: RefSeq, a predicted model, not a curated record
CCUUAUGUACCGACAAAGCCGGCUGUUGACGUUGGUGCGUCACUCUAGUUUUUGAAGUCUCCUUAACAUAUAAUAUUUUUUAUGUGAUAGCGAGCAACUGAGCUAGUGUUUCGUCUGAUGAAAAUACGGCGAGCAAUGGUUACCGAAAAUGAUAAAUCCAAGAAACAACAGGCAAGAGCUGAAUUAAGAGAAUCUUUUCUGAGAUCUGUGUGUGAAUUACAGGGACAGCCAUGCCAUAUUUUGACCUAUGAGAAAUCGACUCUGGAAGCUACCUUCUCCGUCUGGAAGCCUGAUGGAACAGAAGUACUUGUCCAAGAUCUUAAAACACCAGCAAAUUUAAAAAUGCAAUCUGCCAUAUUACGGACACCAGAUAUUUUAGCAAUUACAUUUGAUGUACCAGCAACUCAGUAGUAUAUAUUUUAUAGAAUAAUUCUAUGAAAUCUAUUAAAGUUUGAUUAAUAAA